Messenger RNA from Oryza sativa Japonica Group (Japanese rice), 1568 nucleotides. RefSeq names its product pathogen-associated molecular patterns-induced protein A70. NCBI's taxonomy places the organism in Eukaryota, Viridiplantae, Streptophyta, Magnoliopsida, Poales, Poaceae. The record is from RefSeq and is a predicted model, not a curated record.
AAGUAUUGGAUAACGGAGUAUUACUAAAAUACUAGUACGCUGUACACGGCAUUAUUUCCCUGGAGAUGGAGCACCGUGGCCGGUGCAACCGACGCACGCACGCACGGUGACGCCCCUCCCUGCGUCGCAAUGAAUUGAGGGCUCAUGGGCUUGGGGAUCUCCAACCUGUCACGGUGGGUGACGGGGUGGUCGGUCGCGAGCGCACGAGGAGGCCCUCUCAUACGCACGCCGUUUCUCCCAUCCCCCGCAACUCCGCAAGCAUUCCUCCCUCCCAUCCACCACCCGCCUCCGCGCGCCGCGUGCCCUCAGCCUCCCUGUAUAUUUACCACGCACCAGUGCACCACGCCGAGCAGGCCAACGCCCAGCUACACCACGCAGUCACAUCCGCCUCAACGCACCAAGCUCUUCCCGUGCACGUGUGGUAGGCAGAACGUGCGCGGCGAUCUCGACGAAAUGGACGUCGCGGCAGACGCGACAGCUUGGCCGCCGGGGUGGUCGCUGGUCCGCGGCUACUUCUCCCCGGCGACGCUCUUCCUCCUGCUCAACGUGGUCAUCGGCACCAUCGCGCUCACCUCCCGCGCGUCCCACCGCCGCCGCCAACACCACCACGACGAGCACUACAAGGCACAGCACCACCAUGACCACCAUGAUGAGCCGCAGCGCUGCCAUGAUCAGUACGCUCCACCGCCACCCGCGCCGCUCGAGCGCACGUCGUCGGUCAUGGAGCGGCUGCGCUCCUUCGGCCUCUACCGCUUCCGCUCCGGCGACUUCCCUCCCGAGUACAACCUCUCCGCCGCCGGCGCCAACGCCAUCUGCGACGAGAGCGAGAAGCAGCAGGCGCAGUACACCCGGAGCCGGUCGGAGCCUGCUGCUCGGCCCGCGCCGCCGCCGGUGGAGAAGAGAGGCAAGGCGGAGAACGCUGCCGCCGCCGGCGCCGCCAGAGCGAAGGUGGCGGUCAAGAAGUCGUCGAGCUCGGAGGUGAGGAAGCUGGAGCGCGCCCCGGCGCAGGCACAGCGGCAGGUACUGCAAGUGCAACGCGCGCAGCCGCCGCCGCCGAGGGCGCCGGCCCCGGCACCGGCACGCGCCGUGAAGUCGGCGGCGAGGGAGGAGGUGGAGACCGCGCAGGUUGGGCUCGCCACCGCGAGCAGCGUGGACGCGAGGGCGGACGACUUCAUCAACAAGUUCCGGGAGCAGCUGCAGCUGCAGCGGCUCAACUCGCUGCUCAACUACAACGAGAUGCUCAACCGCGGCACGUAGCUCGAUCGCGCGCGCGCGCUCUCAAACCGCGGCGCCGGUGCAGAUGCAAAAGGCGGCUCGGCGACCCAUGCGUUUAGAGUGGUCACUGUGUACGCGUUGUUUGUAAACGGCAAUUAGUUUUCAAUUUUGGGUGUUUUUGAAGUUCAUUUAUCUCGUGUAUGUUCGACUCAGGUAGUACUCGAAUUUGCCCGACUCGAGAGUCGUGGUAACGAGGCGCCCAGCGUCUGAAUCUGUUCCGUGUAUAAUUCAAAGCGGAAAGUCUAGAUUAAAGUCUCACUGAAACAAUCAAGUAUGGGAUGUGUUUGGCAGAA